AUGUUGCAUCAGUUAGCAACAAGCAGUAACAGCUCCAAACAACACUACUCUAAACAUUCAGCAACAGCCCCGCUCCACACAGCCAGGAUCCACACAGUCCCACUCCCCACAGCCAGGAUCCACACAGCCCCGCUCCACACAGCCGCGCUCCCCACAGCCAGGCUCCCCACCGACCCGCUCCCCACAUUCCCGCUCCACACAGCCCCGCUCCCCACAGCCCGCUCCACACAGCCCCGCUCCACACCGCUCCGCUCCCCACAGCCAGGAUCCACACAGCCCCGCUCCACACAGCCCCGCUCCACACAGCCAGGCUCCCCACCGCCCCCACUCCCCACAGCCAGGAUCCACACAGCCCCGCUCCACACAGCCCCGCUCCACACAGACCCGCUCCCCACAGCCAGGCUCCCCACAGCCAGGAUCCACACAGCCCCGCUCCACACAGCCAGGCUCCCCACCCCCCGCUCCCCACAGCCAGGAUCCACACAGUCCCGCUCCACACAGCCCCGCUCCACACAGCCAGGCUCCCCACCGCCCCGCUCCCCACAGCCAGGAUCCACACAGCCCCGCUCCACACAGCCCCGCUCCCCACAGUUCCGCUCCCCACAGCCAGGAUCCACACAGCCCCGCUCCACACAGCCCCGCUCCCCACAGCCCAGCCCCGCUCCCCACAACCAGGCUCCACACAGUCCCACUCCACACAGCCCCGCUCCCCACAACCAAGCUCCACACAGCCCCGCUCCCCACAGCCCCGCUCCCCACAACCAGGCUCCACACAGUCCCGCUCCACACAGCCAGGCUCCACACCGCCCCGCUCCACACAGCCAGGAUCCACACAGCCCCGCUCCACACAGCCAGGCUCCACACCGCCCCCGCUCCACACAGCCAGGAUCCACACAGCCCCGCUCCACACAGCCAGGCUCCACACAGCCCCGCUCCACACAGCCAGGCUCCACACCGCCCCGCUCCACACAGCCAGGAUCCACACAGCCCCGCUCCACACAGCCCCGCUCCACACAGCCCCGCUCCACACCGCUCCGCUCCCCACAGCCAGGAUCCACACAGCCCCGCUCCACACAGCCCCGCUCCCCACAGCCCCGCUCCACACAGCCAGGCUCCCCACCCCCCGCUCCCCACAUUCCCACUCCACACAGCCCCGCUCCCCACAGUCCCACUCCCCACAGCCAGGAUCCACACAGCCCCGCUCCACACAGCCCCGCUCCCCACAGCCAGGCUCCACACAGCCCCGCUCCACACAGGCCCGCUCCCCACGGCCCCGCUCCCCACAGCCAGGAUCCACACAGCUCCGCUCCACACAGCCCCGCUCCACACAGACCCGCUCCCCACAGCCAGGCUCCCCACAGCCAGGAUCCACAGCCCCGCUCCACACAGCCAGGAUCCACACAGCCCCGCUCCACACAGCCCCGCUCCACACAGCCAGGCUCCCCACCGCCCCGCUCCCCACAGCCAGGAUCCACACAGCCCCGCUCCCCACAGCCAGGAUCCACACAGCCCCGCUCCCCACAGCCCCGCUCCCCACAGCCCCGGUCCCCACAGCCAGGAUCCACACAGUCCCGCUCCACACAACCAGGCUCCACACAGCCCCGCUCCCCACAACCAGGAUCCACACAGUCCCGCUCCACACAACCAGGCUCCACACAGCCCCGCUCCCCACAACCAGGCUCCACACAGUCCCGCUCCCCACAACCAGGCUCCCGACAGCCCCGCUCCCCACAACCAGGCUCCACACAGUCCCGCUCCCCACAACCAGGCUCCCGAAUGUGGGGCGGGGGGGAGCCGGCUCCAGGAUCCACACAGCCCCGCUCCCCACAGCCAGGAUCCACACAGACCCGCUCCCCACAGCCAGGCUCCCCACAGCCAGGCUCCACACAGCCCCGCUCCACACAGCCAGGCUCCCCACCGCCCCGCUCCCCACAGCCAGGAUCCACACAGCCCCGCUCCACACAGCCCCGCUCCACACAGCCAGGCUCCCCACCGCCCCGCUCCCCACAGCCAGGAUCCACACAGCCCCGCUCCCCACAGCCAGGAUCCACACAGCCCCGCUCCACACAACCAGGCUCCACACAGCCCCGCUCCCCACAACCAGGCUCCACACAGUCCCGCUCCCCACAACCAGGCUCCCGACAGCCCCGCUCCCCACAACCAGGCUCCACACAGACCCGCUCCCCACAACCAGGCUCCACACAACCCCGCUCCCCACAACCCAAAGUAUCCACCUCACACACAAGGUUAUGGGCUUGUAAAUAG
Molecule: messenger RNA, 2265 nt
Organism: Salmo salar (Atlantic salmon)
Lineage: Eukaryota; Metazoa; Chordata; Actinopteri; Salmoniformes; Salmonidae
Source: RefSeq, a predicted model, not a curated record